AUGUCCACAGAUUUCCAUCAGAAGUGGAAUAAAGUGCUUUGCAAGGCGGAACGAGAAUUAGUGACAUUGCUAUAUGAUGAAUCACAGAAAGUUGUCUGCUCGCUGAGAUUGGAAUUAGAUGCGAUUUUGAGACGAGAACACCCUGGAGAAAGCGAACGUGAGGAUUUUAAACGGAAAAUUAUCGAACGGAACUUGUUUUAUAAGAACAGACUUGAAACCAGACGAAGAAAGAAAUGGCGUAAGUUUAUGGAUCACCGACGGCAAACAAGACAAGGCGACAAUAAAAUGCGGUGGGAAAAUAUCACAGACAAUCGAAAGCAUCGGAAACGAAGACCUAACACACUAAAAGUUAGCAAGAACAACCGAAACGAAGUACAGUCAAGUGGAUAUACAGAUAGGGCUAACGACCCAGAGAGUGGAGCUCCGAGUAACACCUCGAAUGAGACUGGCUGUGUUGUGGAAUUACAUGCAGAAAUAGUCUUGAAUCCAACGAUGAGGAAAACCACUGAAGCAUCGAAACUAGUAAGAGGUAUGAUAGAACAUUCCACUGGGACUUCCAAACACAAUGAACCACCUAUAAUAACUUUAAGUACAGCAGGUCUUAUCAAUACAUCAGGUAAUAGGACAGAACAUAAUAAUGAGUUUACUGUAGGUCAAUUGAAUAUUAACUCGGGGUUAAGUAGUGUGGGUGGGAUACGCGUGAGUGAGAACGGACGUCUAAAAGGUUACUUUUGUUCUGAAAACGUUUUCAAUUUGAGCCACAAAAUCUUAAGUGAUGUCGAAAUCAACAUACUGGGUAAAGGAUUAGAAUUUGUACCCACUUCAUUUAAAGUGAAUGAAAUGGAUUUGAGAGAGGAUUUCCAAGAGUUUAGUCGUAGAAUGAGGUGUAAGUGGCAUUUUAAAGAUAAUGUAACGCCGGACUUUAGCGAAAUUCCAGCUUUUCGCCCUAAAUCGACCUGGACGCCACCAGAGGGCUGUCCAGCGUUAGAAUUAUUUCUUAGUCAAAUUGAAAAAGAAUUACUUUAUGUUCCCCUAAAAACUUUAUGGAAGCAUAAUUUAAACAAAGACGAGUGGCAAAUAUUGAAAACGUUGAUAGAGGACAAUAGUGUCAUUAUUAAACCGGCGGACAAGGGAUCGUGUGUGGUUGUCUGGGAUCGAGACGAUUAUUUAGCGGAAGGAUAUUUACAACUCGGAAAUGAUAAAGUUUAUACUAAGGUUGAGAAUUUUGCGGAUGAAAAAUUGGGUAAUUUAGUGGGAGAAAGUAAUAAAAUGUUUCAAGAUUUAUAUGAUCAGGGUAGUAUUUCUAAAGAUGAACUUAAGUAUUUAUCAUACGAAUAUAAAAACUCGGGUUCAUUAGGUCGGUUAUAUCUUUUACCCAAAAUUCACAAGAGACUUAGUAAUGUACCAGGACGUCCCGUGAUCUCUAAUUGUGGAACUUCCACCGAGAAAGCUUCAGAAUUUUUAGAUCAUCAUCUGAAGCCCAUUAUGAAAGCUGGUAAGUCCUACAUUAGAGAUACAGGACAUUUCCUGGAUAAACUUAAAGAAAUUGGAAAGAUACCCGAAAAUGCUUUAUUAGUUACCGCUGAUGUUACGAGUCUUUACCCCAGCAUCCCACACGAUGAUGGUCUACGCGCCCUACAUGCCAAAUUAGAGGAACGUAAGGAUAAGAAAGUGCCGUCAGAAAAUCUGACUAAAAUGGCGGAGUUUGUUUUAAAAAACAACUAUUUCGAGUUUGACGGUGAUAUUUAUUGUCAAAAUUCCGGUACGGCUAUGGGAACUAAAUUCGCUCCAAGAUAUGCACGUAUUUUCAUGGAUAUGGUUGAGACUGAAUUUUUAAAACAACAGAGUGUGAAGCCUUGGAUUUGGUUACGCUACAUAGAUGACGUAUUUUUUGUCUGGUUAGAAGGAGAGGACAAACUCCUGCAAUUUAUGUCGAGACUCAAUGAAUUUCAUCCUAAUCUCAAAUUUACAUACGAGUAUUCGCAUAAUAGAGUAAAUUUUCUUGAUGUCGUAGUUGAAAAUGCUGGUGGUAAUUUCAUUACAAGUUUGUUUUGUAAACCUACUGAUUGCCACCAGUAUCUUCAUUAUGAUUCAUCACACCCUGCACAUGUUAAAAGGUCUAUAGUAUAUAGUCAGGGUCUACGCAUCAAGAAGAUUUGCUCAAGAGAGGAAGACGCUGAUAAACAUUUGCAGGAAUUGUCAGGUUGGCUGCAAAAUAGAGCCUACCCAAUGUGGCUUAUUAGGAAAGAAUUUGAGAGGUUGCAAUCUUGUGAUAAAGCAUCUAACAAAAAAAGAAAAAUAGGAGUACCUUUGACAAUUACGUUUCAUCCUCUGUUAAAGGACUUUGGUCUUAUAAUCCGUAAAUAUAUACAUAUAUUAUACUUAGAUCCAGAAGCUCAGAAAGUGUUUUCGCCCGGACCAUUUGUGGCAUUUAAAACUGACCGCAACUUAAAAAGUUAUUUAGUUAGGGCUAAAGUACCGCCGUUAGGGAGGGAAAAGGGGUGUAAGAAAUGUAAGAAAGCACGAUGUUUAACGUGCAAUAAUAUUCGAGAAACCGACAGCUUUGAGUGUUCAACAGAUGGUAAACAGUACAAAGUGAACCAUAGGUUGAAUUGCGACUCGAAAUGUGUGGUUUAUCUUCUUACUUGUAAAGUCUGUAAAAAACAAUAUGUUGGCGAAACAACAGAUAAAUUUAGGUACCGUUGGAAUAAUUAUAAAGCCUGCCACAAAAAGGCAGUUAAUAACGAGGCUUAUACACAAAUGUUUUUCCAUCGACAUUUCUUGGGUAAUGGACAUAAUGGAUUGAUUAGUGAUUGCGAGGUUGUUUUAAUUGAUAAAACUGACCCAGGGGAACCGACCAGACGUGAGGCAUUUUGGAUAAGUAAACUAAAGACAAUGCAUCCUUCGGGAUUGAACAUAGAGAAUGCGUAGCAAUGUUAAUUAUAGUUAACAGGAUAUUGUUAUUUGUAUGGUAAAUCACUUAUAUUCAUAUUAUGCAUAAUUAGCAAAAUUGGGAGGGUAUAAAUUGGGUUCGCCUGUAAAGUAGGAUUAUAGUUGAUGAAGACAAUAAAGUCGAAACGUUACGUUAUGUGUUGAGUUGAUUAAUUUAUAUACCUUUAUGGCUUUUCGCCUAGUGAUUAAUCUAUAUAUAUAUAUAUCUAUAUAUAUAUAUAUAUAUAUAUAUAUAUAUAUAUAUAUAUAUAUAUAUAUAUAUACUAAUUAUAAUCUUAAAAUUUUAUUAAUCGCUACACAGUGUUUCACGCUUUCAAAGUUCAAAGCGAUCUUCAGGCGAUACUACUCGAGAGUAGUAUCGCCUGAAGAUCGCUUUGAAAGCGUGAAACACUGUGUAGCGAUUAAUAAAAUUUUAAGAUUAUAAUUAGUAUAUUUUGCUCUAUCAAUUAAAUUUGUUAUUGAGCACUCUUUUUGUACAACGGACAACGAUUUAUUAUAGAAAAUAUAUAUAUAUAUAUAUAUAUAUAUAUAUAUAAAUAUAUAUAUAUAUAUAUAUAUAUAUAUAUAUAUAUAUAUAUAUAUAUAUAUAUAUAUAUAUAUAUAUAUAUAUAUACCGGGUGGCGCAAAAAAAGUUCACGCGUUUGAUUUAGUACAGCGAAAAAACUAUAAGUGUUACGUUCCUCAAAUAAAUGCAUGUUUUCCUAUCCAGGAAGGCCUAACUUAAAUUUUGAUGUAUAACACAUGUAUCUUUGUUUAGUAUUACCCAAGAUAUUGGUAAAUCAAUUUGGAUAUGCAAUUCCAAAAGGUUGCAAAAUUAGCUGAAAGUAGCCUAUUAAAUACGAGUACAGGAAGUUAACGAUAUAUGAAGAACACAAAGGCAGUAAAUAACGCGUCUAUCCUGGAAAAUUAAAUAACUAUAUUGUUGCACGUGUGACCAUACUAUCGAACGAACGUUGGAUUUAUUUGCUGGUCAAAGUUAUGGCAAUCAGCAAUAAUCGCUUCACGAAGCUGUCUCAAAUUGUCCGGUUGUUGAUCUAAUUUAAUUCCUAUAGCUAUGGGACAUGGAAAUACUGCGAAGCAAUUCUUAAUUAAAAGAGCCAUCUUUUUCGAAAUUUUGUUGCUUUUCAAAUGAUAAUAAAACAAAUAAAUAAAUAAGGAAAAUCAUUCGUUACACGUUUCAAUUCAAAUUAAAUUCAUACAAGCGAAUAUGUUCUCCCCUCCCCCUCCAGACAGCAGCAAUUUCCCCGGUGGGGGAAGUAUGGAUCUUUUCUGGAAUGUCCCAAUGUGAUUUGCAUUUUUUUGUUUAAUCCUUGUUUUUAUUAAAUCCAUUUGAUUGGUUUUUAUUUUGUCAUGUGAUGUUUUAAUAUACAGCUAAUUCAAUUAAGGUUGUCCUUCCUAAAACGUAAACCUUAAACUCUGAGCGUGCAAGGAUGAUGGGUUAUUGCUUAUUUAGACUCAUAAACUUUGAAAUUUGGCUUUGCAAGAAUGCCUAAGAUAUAUAUAAGACUCAUGACAGAAAACGUACUUUCUGCAAAGGCAAUUCUCUGAGUUUUAACUUUUAAGGGCCUAAUAAGUGAAAACCCAUCAUCCUUGCGCGCUCAGAGUUUAAGGUUUAAGGUUUUCGAAGGACAACCUUAAUUGAAUCAGCUGUAUUCACUUGCUAAAGCAUGCUUUCUCCUGACCCCCUACUAAUUCCCGACAAAGGGCCUCGAAACAUCGUUUCGGUAGUGAGUGGAACUUUUACUUGUGUGCCUCAAAAUGUAGUUUUUUGCACUUAAAAUUUUCAAAACGUUAAACAUUAUAAACUGGAAUUUUUCUGAAAUGUAUUUGCACCUGAAGUGUCCAUUAAAACCCAUUGAGCUGCAAUGUGCCCCCUACUUAUUCUUUCUUACCUGUCUAACACCAGACCUUUAACUUGUAAUUAAUGAGGAUUAAGCCCUGCAGCUUAAUGGGACGUUAAAAGUGAUGUUCUUACAAAUUCAUAAUAUAUAGUAUCUUUAUAGUUCGCACCUGCGGUUACUCAGGCUCUUGCAAGCAAGAAGCUGACUGGUGUUAACCGAAAUAAAUUUACCCGAGACAUAUGUUCCAGCAUCAGGAUAUACACCAUGUAUCCAACUAAAGCAGAAAGGCAACAUGUGGCAUUUCUUGUCAUAAAAAACGUAAUAUCCAUUUUUGGAAGAUAGUAUUGGAAUUGUAAGUGCACAAAUGUAUUUACAGUAUGUAGGCAAUUGAAGUAAUAUUCAAUAUUUUUUGCUGUUUUUCAGACUGA
Paramuricea clavata is the source of this 5221-nucleotide messenger RNA. Lineage: Eukaryota; Metazoa; Cnidaria; Anthozoa; Malacalcyonacea; Plexauridae. The record is from the annotation of a GenBank genome assembly.